Astrephomene gubernaculifera is the source of this 395-nucleotide messenger RNA. The record is from the annotation of a GenBank genome assembly. Lineage: Eukaryota; Viridiplantae; Chlorophyta; Chlorophyceae; Chlamydomonadales; Astrephomenaceae.
GGCGCAACUGGAAAAGUUCAAUGUAACAGACCUGUAUGGGUUCCCCAUACGACUGGAUGUGCAUGGACUGAACAGUCGACGCACAUGCGAUGCACGCGACGAGCGCCAACUGGAAAGCUGGAAGCCAUACGUGGAGAAGAAACGGUUGCCUAAAGAUAAGGAGAAGCUGAAGGAAAUGAUUCGCUCUGGUGUACCCCCCAACCUGCGGCAUUGGGUGUGGAUGGAGACUAGUGGGGCCAACAAGAAGAAGGCGGGACAUGCAGACUCCUACUACUCCCUCUUUGUCAAGGCCGGGGAGGACUCGCCGUACAAAAAAGACAUUGAAAUGGACGCCCAACGCACCUUUCCCACGCACCCCUGGCUGGCUAGUGCGGACGGUCGGGCGGCGCUAACAC